Caenorhabditis bovis is the source of this 807-nucleotide messenger RNA. Lineage: Eukaryota; Metazoa; Nematoda; Chromadorea; Rhabditida; Rhabditidae. The record is from the annotation of a GenBank genome assembly.
AUGUAUGGUGUUCUUGUGAUUGGUGCUCCGGGAGCCGGAAAAUCAACAUUCUGCGCUGGUCUUGGCGACAUUUUUCAACAACUUGAACGACCUUUUAUGACAAUUAAUUUGGAUCCGGCAAAUGAGACAAUGAAUUAUACACCAGACGUCAAUAUCACGGAGUUAAUCACCGUUGCCGAAGUGAUGGAUAGAUUGGGUCUCGGGCCGAACGGAGCCCUGAAAUACUGCAUUGAGACUCUAGUGGCCAACAGCGAUUGGCUUCUACAGAAAAUCAUGCAGAAUCGCAACAAAUAUUUCAUUAUCGAUUGCCCCGGACAAUUAGAAUUGUAUAAAAGCGAAGGAGAAUUAUGGAAAGUAAUUCGGCAUUUAGAAAAAGCUGGAGUGCGUUUAUGUGCUCUUCAUCUAGCCGAUUCUCUAUAUUGCAGUGAUCCGUCAAAAUUCAUCUCAGUCGCCCUUUCCACACUAGCAACCAUGGUCACAAUGGAAAUGCCGCAAGUAAAUUGCCUAUCGAAAGCUGAUUUAUUUUCCGCUGAAGGCACCUAUGACAUGGAUUAUUUCACCUACCUGCCCGACGUUAAUAAAUUACUAGAUUUGUUGAAUAAUGUUCCAGGACUUGAAAAAUACCGAAAAUUGAAUGAGGCGAUUUGCGGAGUGAUCAGUGAUUUCGACCUGGUUUCUUUUGUCCCAUUGGCGGUGGAAAGCAAAGAGUCAAUGGCGAAGGUGAUACGAUUGGUGGAUGCCGCCAAUGGAUUUGCGCUCACCGAACAAGGCGAUAUUCGGGAAUUAAUUCUGAAUCAGAAGUCAUAA